Cotesia congregata is the source of this 432-nucleotide messenger RNA. Lineage: Eukaryota; Metazoa; Arthropoda; Insecta; Hymenoptera; Braconidae. The record is from the annotation of a GenBank genome assembly.
AUGAAAAUUUCCAGUGCUGCCUAUUUGUCUUUCAGUAACUACAUAGACGUUGGAGAAACAUUACGUUACAUGCCCCAUCCCCAAGACAAAAAUAAAACUCUUCUGAAACAAGAGGCCAUCGUUACCGUACAGGGAGCGCCUCUUGCUUCAUACAUGGAGGAUCUUUUGACCAAAAGAAUUUCUUUCAAUGCUGGAAUGGGACGACAAGCUGUUGAAUGGGUGAUCAAGCUUGAUAUGGAAAUGAAAGACCUCGCUACCACUGCAGUUAAGUCUACGGAUGAAUUGCUGUCGCAAACACGUCGUCAGAUAGAUGACAUAACGAUUAAAACUAAACGUGGCAUGGACGAUCUUCAGCACGCUGCCAAAAAAUCACUGGACGAAAUUCACACUCUUACGGCGCCACCGUCGCCGCAAUCUAUGCCUAAAUUAUAG